Molecule: messenger RNA, 5234 nt
Organism: Conger conger (European conger)
Lineage: Eukaryota; Metazoa; Chordata; Actinopteri; Anguilliformes; Congridae
Gene: scn1ba
Product: sodium channel, voltage-gated, type I, beta a
Exons: 6
Coding region: 1-666 (221 amino acids)
Biological process (GO): cardiac muscle cell action potential involved in contraction; sodium ion transport; regulation of heart rate by cardiac conduction
Cellular component (GO): voltage-gated sodium channel complex
Molecular function (GO): sodium channel regulator activity
Source: RefSeq, a predicted model, not a curated record
AUGACGGCUCUGCGGCUGCUUCUGGCUUCGGCCCUGGCCUGCGCUCUGCAUGCGCCUGCCUGCCACGCUGCCUGCGUGGAGGUGGAUUCCGACACGGAGGCGGUGGCGGGAAAGGGCUUCAAGCUGGGCUGCAUCUCCUGCAAGAUGCGGCUGGAGGUCCCUGCCACCGCCACGGUGGACUGGUACUUCAAGGCCAGAGACGAGAGCGACUUCACGCAGAUAUACAGCUACGUGUACCAGAACGAAAUGGUCACGGACGACCGCUUCUGGGCUCGGCUGCACUGGAACGGCAGCAAGAGGACCAGUGACCUUCAGGAUGGGUCCAUCUACAUCCUCAACGUGACCUUCAACGACACGGGCGUCUACCGCUGCUACUUCGACCGCACCCUCAACUUCGGCAACUACGAGUACCGCGCCAACGCCACCAAGUUCAUCACCCUCAACGUGGUCGCCAAGGCCACCAGGGGCACGGCGUCCAUCCUGUCGGAGGUGAUGAUGUACGUGUCCAUCAUCGGCCUGCAGGUGUGGCUGGUGGUGGAGAUGGUGUACUGCUACAGAAAGAUCUCGGUGGCUGGGGAGGAGGCCCUCAGAGAGAGCGCAGCGGAGUAUUUAGCUAUCGCGUCGGAGAGUAAGGAUAACUGCGCCGGCGUUCAGGUGGCGGAAUAGCACAGGGCCAUAAAAGGGGCCGCCGCUACUACUGCCUCGUCCCCAAAUUUCACCUCCCCUCGCCCCGAAUCGAGUCCUCACCACCCCCCAACCGCCCCUCUCAUCACUCAGUGAAUACAAUGUGAAAAGGAAGAACCCUUCCCUUUUCCAGCUAUCAACAGUGACUAAAUCAAGCAAACAGGAAGAUUUUCAUUGAAUCUGUGGAAAAUGUAUUGCCACAGAGAAUAAUAAUGCUGACAACUAAGGGCAAGAAAGGACCUUUGAAGAAACAAAGACUUAGAAUAGCAUGCUCGUGUAAAACAUGUAUGUAAUAUUGAAUAUGAUAUGUAUAUAUAAUUAUGUACACAUCUUGAGAAUAUAUCUUGUUACAUUAUAUAGGUCUAUAAGAGAUAAUAUGAAUAUUUAUCGGUGUAAAUGCACAGCACUCUCUCUCCAUCGAUGUACCCAGAAAUUAGCUGGCUUCAUAUGUACGUUAUCAUCCUGCUGUGUAAAGUGAACUCAGCAUCAGUUAGGAUGCUGUAGAGAUGUGUAGAAGAAGCUUAUAACAGCAUCUUAAGUCCACACAUCGGUGGUGUUACCGGCUGCUUUUGUCAAGUCUUCGACAGCGCUACUGGAAAGUAAUCGGAUAGGUUAACGCAUAAGCUAGAUCAGAAUUGUAAGUGACUACUAGGAAAACAUUUCUGCAGAGUUUAUCUGCACGGUGGAAUUGCAGAAGCUGCAAGCGAGAGGGAUGCUACGUGAGAGGGUGGGUUGGAAGGUCCACUGGAAUAAUGACCUGUAUUUACUGCAUCACCUCUCACUCCUGAAUAACAGGGCUAUCCUUCCACGGACAAAGCACUGCCUCGCUACCUUCUGGAAGCAUUGCAGCGGUAUUCAAUGUUGUUGUCUUUUUUUGUUUUUUAAACACACCCAUCUUUGUGAAAAAUAGACCCGUGUGCACCGAUCGUAUGGGACUCAUGUGACGGGGUCCUGGUAAUGAAAUUGAUGAAAUCGUUUACCGAACGCCGUGCUUCUGUAUGUGCUGCUGCAUGGUGCAUGCAUUUCGUCAUUUGUGUGUAAUCACAGAACACCUACAGCUCUUACCUGUUAAAAAUACAUACCUGUAGCUUCUGGACCAUGAAGACGAGCGGAAAGGGAAGUUAAAGCUGCAUUCUCUUCCGUGAUAUGACCUAGGACCAAGAAAUCAUUUUUCACCAUAUUGGCAGAAAAGGAAAACACAUAUUCAUAGAAGGAAAUAUUCAUUGGCGCUUCUUUAACCCCCAGUACUCCCAGUUUAGCAGCGCUUUAUAACGAAACGUAGGUUUAUUGUGAGAAAAAUCCCCAUUAAAAUGUCUAUAUGUGCGUGAGUCCGAAUAAGUCCCAAAUCCAUGGCUUAGAUAUGCAAAACUUGGCCUCGGAGAUGAGUCGUGUGGUUGGCAAAACACUGUGAGUCAGAAAUACAUUAAACUGUAUCCCUGCUGAAUUUAUUUAUAACUGUGAGAAAACACAAAUGCCUGUAUUCAUGAAAGCCAAAAGGACUGACAUGUUUCCACACCUGAGGGUGGAGAAUUCAGAGCGUUUCAUUCCCUCUUUAGCACGGCUGCACAACCCUGUUCCUGGAGUCCGUCCUGUCUCAAAACCCUAACAGAGCACCCCUUACCCAGCAGCAUGAGAUCUCUUUGAGCUGCUUAUCUGUAGAACCAGGUGAGCCUAUUUAUCAUCGACAGGAAGUGUUGAGGGCGGCACGGAUGGUGCAGUGGGUAGCAAGGAGGCCUCUCUGUGUGGAGUUUGCAUGUUCUCCCCGUGUUCGUGUGGGUUUCCUCUGGGUACUCCGGUUUCCUCCCACAGUCCAAAGACAUGCAGGUUAGGCUGAUUGGAGAGUCUAAAUUGCCCGUGGGUAUGAGUGUGUGAGUGAAUGGUGUGUGUGCCCUGCGAUGGACUGGCGACCUGUCCAGGGUGUAUUCCUGCCUUUCGCCCAAUGUAUGCUGGGAUAGGCUCCAGCCCCCCUGCGACCCUGUUCAGGAUAAGCAGGUUAGAAUAAUGAAUGAAUGAAUGAAUGGAUGGAUGGAUGGAUGGAAGUCUUGACGUGAAGGCAGAUCACCAGGAACAGGGCUGGCUGGGCCUGCUCUUAAGUUUAAGAAUGUGGCUUAAAUUAAUGAAUGUACUCAACCUGUAAAGCAAGAGAAAGUAAAGGUUUAGGAUGGUGUCAUUGUGGAAAAUAAUGAAGGAUCGGUGUUCCUCCGUUUUUGGCAGAAUCUCAUAUGAAUUAACAUCCUCUCUAAUUAUCAAGUGAAACACAUGGCCAAUGGGAACUUGAGUCAAGAAGCCAAAUUAAAAGACAAAACCACAAUUGCUGCAUGUUAUAUUCUACUUAACAGACAUUAGUAGGGCAGCUGAUUCAUUGUCAUCUGAAGGCAUUAAAUAUGCAUUCCACAUCCCAUUAGACAAAUGCACAAAUAUAUAAUUGAUGCUGUGCUAAAUACAGGAGUAAGCAGAUUCACGUAUUACUCAGCCUUAUAGCUGUACUGUUUAUGGGAGUUCAAAGUAAUUAUUCAUCUGUGUACUUAUGGGAAAAGUGCUGAGCAUUAGCAAGGAAUACCACCUCUCCUGAAAGGUAUAAAAAAUACUGAAGCAGCUGAAUCUCAAGGCUCAUGAGGUUUAUUUUGCAGCACAAUCUGCACCGUUCCGGGUUAGUAAACCUUUUAUAUCUGCAACAAAGGUCACAUGCCCGCCCCAUGUCCGGGUUUCCUAGCAACCAUGCAGGCCAUCUCUGUGCCUGAGACCGCGAGACUGAAAGGCCAGUAGGCGGUACGGUCACCCGGGUUGGGGAGGCUCCAGUUGGUUUGCGUCUCAUUGCCCUUUAGUGACCCCUGCUGGUGUGCUUGAUAAAGCUGAACAUGAAGCAUCUUCCUCUAACUCGCCCCUGUGCCAGCUUGGCUUGUGAGCCACAGUGUGGGGAAAAAAGACAGCUGCUGACAUCAAAUACUUCAGCUUUUCUAUGGCCACCAGCAUCAACUGACUGCAGCUGGGUCCAAUUGGGGUGUUCCAAAUAGCAAGAGAAAAUUGGGUGGGAAAAAAAAGAAGAAAAAAAGAAAUAUUGCAAGUUUUCAGUGGGUAUUUUUCCUCACUUUAAGCCAAUUCUUAAGAAAGCUAUUCAUGAAUCCAGGUUAUUGGUUUAAUUAGUAUGUAUGUGUGCGUUACAAGGCCAGAGUGUUCUACGCCCAGAAAUAUUAGGCUAUGCAAUUCUUGCAAACCAAAGGAAAUCGUUGAUAGUUCUAUCACUGAUAUCAGAUUGAGCAACAAAAGUACACUUAUGUGACUUAAGCAAAUGCACCAUUGGUAACUUUCUUCGUUUGACUAUGUAGCAGAUCUGACUGAAAUGUUGCACUUGGUCCAACUGAUGACAUUAUACAAACUGUUAAUUUUCCAGUUUCCCCGUUCCCUUUUCCCCAGAGUACUCCCCCCUGAGGAAAUCCAGUUCAUAGCUUACAUUUUGUUAAAAUGCCUACACUGAUAAUAGUACAACCCUGCUGUAAAAUCCAGCUUGAGAACUGAACUGUUCAAGCUGGGUUUGAGCUGGUCAACCAGCAUGGCCAAGCUGGUCAUAAAGCCGGUCUCGCUGGGUAUGAGCUGGUCAAACAGCUAAACCGUGUCGAGCUGGGAGCUGGUCUGAACUGGUCAACCAGCUACCAGCUGUUUCAAAAGCUAGCAUCAGCAGUUCUUUCAGCAGGGCAGACAUUUGCAUUGUUUGUUUGUUACCAUGGUUUCCAAAGCUACUCACAGGUGACAGUGUUUCCCGUUACCAUGGGAACAUCCUCAGGCAGCCAUUUCCCGUUGGUUAUACUCUGUGACAGCACUUCACUGCCUGACCAACUGGGGCUUACCUUCAGUAGCACGACACUGCCAAACUGACAAUGUCAAGUUUUUAAAGGGGGGAUGGAGGGUGUCCUUAAAAUGUUUUUUUUUUAAACGACGGGGGGGUCACUGGGAGGUACACUUCCCAGGACUGAGAGACAGGGAUGGGGACAGGGGUACAAGACAAAGGUUUUACACAUCAGUGCUGUACAGUACCUUUCAGUACAGUUCUGGAAUAUUCUCAUCCACACCAAUCACGUUGUUGAUUGGCGGUAGGUCACUGGCUCACCGUCUCAAUUUCACACUUUGUGAACCAGCGAUAACAGUGUUAACUGCGGAAUAGGUUACUUCGGUCCGUUAUCUCGAUUCCUGUGUGAAUUAAUGUUACCGUGUUCAAAAUGGCAUCCUUUAAUUGAAGAUUGGCUCUGUGUGAUAACAUAUCAAACACCUCUGUCCACUGGCACUUUGUGGCAAUACAUGCUUUUAACCGUCUUUACUGAAAAAACGAAAACUGCUACUCUUACGUCUAAAUGCACACCCUUUCUGCUGUGAAGGAAUUCAGUAAUUAUGUGUUGGUGAAACAGUCCCACAAAGCAACUUUGCAAUGCAAGUAAUGCACUCAAAUCAAUUUCCUCCAUUUUGGACAGGAUUCAGUUUUGCACUUGGUAUGUAGAUGUGGAAAUGUUGCUUGCCCAAAAACAUGUAGAAAUAAUAAAAAAAUUAAAACAACAUUA